Oncorhynchus keta (chum salmon) is the source of this 3850-nucleotide messenger RNA. Its product is annotated as frizzled-3-like. The record is from RefSeq and is a predicted model, not a curated record. Gene Ontology annotation, biological process: non-canonical Wnt signaling pathway; canonical Wnt signaling pathway. The transcript has 9 exons. Gene Ontology annotation, cellular component: plasma membrane. Bases 391 to 2547 code for a protein of 718 amino acids. Gene Ontology annotation, molecular function: Wnt receptor activity; Wnt-protein binding. Lineage: Eukaryota; Metazoa; Chordata; Actinopteri; Salmoniformes; Salmonidae.
GAGGAGAGGAGUGGGCUAUUCACUCAUUGUUACGGGCUCCGUGAGUGGGAAAACCCAGACACGUAGAAAAAAAACUGCCGACAGAAAGAUCCCUCUACACCUAUUGCAGGGAUCCACUCUCUGACCUAAAUCAUUGUUUAUAACCUGUUUAUGUGGUGAGAAGGGGACUCCUGUGGUCAGACAACCCAAAGCCAGGCCUCAUGCUCAGGUGAUGAAGAUCCUAUGAUUCAAGAGGGUGAUGGAGACAUUCAGCCUCAGCCAUGGCAGCCAUCUUUUUACACACACAGACUGGUACACUCUGAGACCAGGAACAGGGCCAGUCUCUCCCCUGAUCGCCACUUACCUGUAUCCCAACACUUUGCUCUCCAUCACCGACCUACUGCUUUGUGAAUGAGGCUGAUGAUUCAGCCUGUCCCUGUCCGCAGCCUGGGUUCUUCCCUAACCCUGUCCCUGUCCGUUCACCAGCCUGCGGGGACCAUGGAGCUGCUGUGGGUGCUGUGUGUGUCCAUGCUGAUGCCUCCAGCGGUGGUGGUGGAGGCCAUCCCCAUGGAGUCUGCAGCCGGGAGCCACAGCAUGUUCACCUGUGAACCUAUCACCCUGCGUCUGUGUCAGCGGCUGCCCUAUAACUCCACCUUCAUGCCCAACCACCUCAACCACUAUGACCAGCAGACCGCCGCGCUCGCCAUGGAGCCCUUCCACCCCAUUGUGAACCUGCAGUGUUCCUCAGAGCUGAGGAUGUUCCUGUGUGCCCUCUAUGCUCCGGUGUGUACUGAGUAUGGACGCAUGACACUGCCCUGCCGACGGCCGUGCCAGAGAGCCAAGGGAGACUGCUACAAACUCAUGGACAUGUUCGGAGUCACCUGGCCAGGAGAGAUGGACUGUAACAGGUUCCCAGACUGUGACGAGCCAUACCCCCGUCCUGGAGACCUGCUCUCCAGCGCAGACUCCACUGAGUCGCCCAUCUCCGUCCAGCACGACUAUGGCUUCUGGUGCCCCCGUGAGCUGAAGAUCGACCCCGACCUGGGCUACUCCUUCCUGGGUGUGACGGACUGCUCGCCCCCCUGCCCCAACAUGUAUUUCCAGCGGGACGAGCUGGUGUUUGCCCGCUACUUCAUCGGCAUGGUGUCCAUUGUCUGUCUCUCGGCAAACCUCUUCACCUUCCUCACCUUCCUCAUCGAUGUGUCCAGGUUCCGCUACCCGGAGCGCCCAAUCAUCUUCUACGCCAUGUGCUAUAUGAUGGUGUCGCUGGUGUUCUUGCUGGGCUUCCUGCUGGAGGACCGGGUGGCGUGCCACGCGGCGAGCUCCGCCCUUUUCCGGGCAUCCACAGUCACCCAGGGCUCACACAACAAGGUGUGCACGUUGUUCUUUAUGAUACUCUACUUCUUCACUAUGGCCGGCAGUGUGUGGUGGGUCAUCCUCACCCUCACCUGGUUCUUGGCUGCCGUGCCUAAGUGGGGCAGUGAGGCCAUAGAGAAGAAGGCCCUGAUCUUCCAUGCCUGUGCCUGGGGCCUACCUGGUUGUCUCACCAUCACUUUAACAGCUAUGAACAAGAUAGAAGGGGAUAGUGUCAGCGGGGUGUGUUUCGUGGGGCUGUAUGACCGCACAGCGCUGAGAUGGUUUCUGCUGGCUCCACUGGGUCUGGAUGUUUUGGUGGGCGUGGCAUUACUGUUAGCGGGAAUCCUUGCUUUGAACCGCGUGCGUAUGGAGAUCCCUCUGGAGAAGGAGAACCAGGACAAGCUGGUGAAGUUUAUGAUCCGCAUCGGGGUGUUCUCUGUGCUCUACCUGGUCCCUCUGUUGACGGUCAUAACCUGCUACCUGUAUGAGAACAGCUAUAGGACUGUCUGGGAGACUACCUGGGUACAGGAGAGCUGCAGAGAGUACCACAUCCCCUGUCCAUACCAGAUUGAGCAGACCAACAGACCAAACCUGUCUCUGUUCCUCAUUAAGUACUUUAUGAUGUUGGUAGUCGGGAUCCCUUCAGUGUUCUGGGUGGGCAGCAAGAAGACCUGCUUCGAAUGGGCCAGCUUCUUACACGGACAGACACGCAAAGAUAGUGUGGUGAACGAGAGUAGACAGGUGCUCCAGGAGCCAGAUUUUGCCCAGCUGCUCCUGCAGGAUCCCAACACCCCCAUGGUGAGGAAGUCCAGAGGGACGUCCACACAGGGCACCUCCACCCACGCGUCUUCCACCUACCUGGCCAUGAUGGACGAGCCCCCCAUCGGGAGCACCAGCCGGGCAAGCAGUGUCCGCAGCAAGAUGAGCAGCCUUUAUAGAUCCAGAGACGGCAGGUACACGGCGUGUAGUUUCCACGGAGUCGAGGAUCGCCUCCCCUACGACAGCAUGCUCCACCUCAACGACCAAUCAGGGUCCAGACACUGCAGCACCAACCGUCAGGACAGCAUAUCAAGGCACGGCUCCACCCAGCGCCUGGAGAGCAAAUCGCAGCACAGCAGCAUCAAGGACCUUAGCAACAUCACCCAGGCCAUUCAGAGCGCCCCCGGCAACGGAAUCCACAGAGUCCUAAAGAAGAAUGGAGCCACUGCCUGAACUUCCCCCUAAACACGACCCUGUAGCUAAAACCCACGCCAUCCUUUAAAAUACACAAGUGUCUAUGCCUAGAGGUGGAUGUUGAUUUGGGACUGGGCAUACUAGAUCUUUGUGUGACAGUUUGAGAGUAAGGAGACUGUGGAAACAGGACAUACUGCAUGGUUGUUUGAUAAUCAUACCUCAACAUGUCCCCUCACUCAGCCUCACUAAACAGCACUGAUAAAUGAAGAUAGCGGACAUUGUAACAUGGACCUGCACCAAUAACACGGAAGAAACAAUAUUCUUGAAUACAGAGUAGUCUCUCCAAUGCUGUUUGUUCUUAUCUAUCGGCACAUUCCACUACUCAGGGAGGGAUGAAUAUAAGGAUGUUAGAAUCUAGAUCGCUCCAUUAUUGGUCGCCAAAGCACUCUUUAAAAGUCAAGACUUUAUUCUUAUAGACCACAUUGUUUACCUGUACGUGAACUAUUGUAGACUGGUUCUACUUUGACACGUCUAUUGUUUAAUGUACUGCAAGUGAGGAGUAGGGCCAGGAGUCUGUCUGUCCUAUUGAUGAAUGUGAAGUGAGAGGCUGUAUUGUAUAACAGCGGACUUACAAACUCCAGUCUCAUAGGUAGAAUAUGAUAGUGUUCUUUUCCCUCAGAAUUAGAAUCAGUUGUAUUGUUCCUCUCCUAUGAAUUGUAUAGAUACAUGUAAUGCAAUGUGAAUAGAUGUACAUUUGUUUUUGUUUUUUUUUAAUUGGGGAGGGAGGGUCAUUUUUAAUAAACUCUUCUCAUGGGAAAUCUGUAAGUGGAUCUGUGCCCAAGCAUGGAAGCCAAACCAUGGUGAAUCAGGCUAUAUGUCCCCUCCCAAUGAAAGAAAGGAAAUCAGGACACGAACAUCAGUGAAGCCGUAUUUGUAACAGCCCUCCGUUUUAUUGAAAUACAUUGGAGUCAGGUUAAUAUAAUGAGCUCUCUUAAUGAGCCUGUUUCCAUACAUUAUUUGUUUGACCUUACACCUUAAAUAUUUCUGUGCAAAAAGAAUCUACAUCACCUGUAGUGGGUAUCCUCAGUAAAACUCCCCAACCGAUCAAAUAAAAUGAAAAACUAAUCCAAAACAAAAAAAUGAUUACAUCUAUAACAUGCGAAACUGUACAAAUUAUUACAAAGCUAUCCUAGAAAAAAAAGUAAUGUGAUAUGAAAGAGCUAAAUAAUAUAGAAGGAACUUAAGACCUCACUGAAAUGCAAAGGCGUUUUCUUAAAAACAAAUAUGGUUAGUAUGGUGGCACCUCAGCCUCAAACUACUGCCUUUCACCCCUCUUCUCAUC